Psylliodes chrysocephalus is the source of this 1152-nucleotide messenger RNA. The record is from the annotation of a GenBank genome assembly. NCBI's taxonomy places the organism in Eukaryota, Metazoa, Arthropoda, Insecta, Coleoptera, Chrysomelidae.
AUUUUAGAUUAGACAUUUAUGACAAAGUUGUCAAUUGAGUUCCAGAUUCGGAAAAACUUGAAUUUGAAGUUUAGUGAAUGAUUUAAAAGUCAUAAGAUGUGAGCGGUGUUUUGGUAUUUUUAAAUUGUGGUUUUAAUAGUUAUUUACAGUCAAAAACGAUUUAGUUUUCGGGAAAAAUAUUUUAAAAUGGGACAGCAUGUUUCUAGGACUGAUUUCGAAUGGGUGUAUACUGAAGAACCCCAUGCCAGCAGAAGGAAAUUAAUUUUAGAAAAGUACCCGCAAAUCAAAAAACUGUUUGGUUACGAUCCCAAUUUCAAAUGGGUCGUAACAGGAAUGGUAUUAGCUCAAUUUAUAUUGAUUUGGGUGUUAAAGGACAAGCCAUGGUCUAUUUUGCUUCUAGCCGCUUAUUGUUUGGGAGGAGUUAUAAAUCAUUCAUUAAUGUUAGCAAUUCAUGAAAUUUCACACAAUCUGGCAUUUGGACAUGCCAGGCCUAUGGCCAACAAGAUGUUUGGUUUUUUCGCUAAUUUACCCAUAGGAUUACCAGUUUCUAUCAGUUUCAAGAAGUACCACUUAGAACAUCAUAGGUAUCAGGGAGACGAACAGAAAGACACUGAUAUUCCCACAUACUUAGAAGCCAAAUUAUUUUGUACAACAUUCGGAAAAUUCAUAUGGGUGCUGCUGCAACCGCUUUUCUACGCUUUCCGUCCGUUAAUCACGUACCCCAAACCACCUACUAACUUGGAAUUCGUGAAUCUAGUCAUUCAACUCAUUUUUGAUGCUAUUGUUGUCUACUUUUGUGGAGGUAGGAUGUUGGGAUACCUCUUGCUGGGCUCGUUCAUGGCGAUGGGGCUACAUCCAGUGGCGGGCCAUUUCAUUAGCGAACACUACAUGUUCAAAAAGGGUUACGAAACUUACAGUUAUUAUGGUCCUUUGAACUGGAUAACCUUUAACGUUGGGUACCAUAACGAGCACCACGAUUUUCCAGCUGUACCUGGAUCUAGACUUCCAGAAGUCAAACGGAUAGCUCCUGAAUUCUACGACACACUACCGCAACACCACAGUUGGACGGCGGUUUUGUACGACUUUGUUAUGGACCCGGAUGUGGGCCCCUACGCAAGAAUCAAAAGGAAAGCAAAAGGCCUUUCAACAUAA